Molecule: messenger RNA, 2079 nt
Organism: Tetrahymena thermophila SB210
Lineage: Eukaryota; Ciliophora; Oligohymenophorea; Hymenostomatida; Tetrahymenidae
Product: Myb-like DNA-binding domain, shaqkyf class protein
Exons: 4
Molecular function (GO): DNA binding
Source: RefSeq, a predicted model, not a curated record
AUGACUACAAAGGACAAUAAAUAAAGCUGCUAGAGUUCCACUAGCGAUGAAAAUAGCAUUCAUAAUUAGGUAUUACUCCUACAAUAACUUAACAACGCUAAUAACAGCAUGUAUUCAGCUUCUCCUAGAGCUAAUCAGCUCUCCUCAGUCUAGGCUGGUAGCCUAGCUGCUAGUGGCUGCGAUGCAUUCUAAUAAAAUGCUUCUGCCCAUUCCAAGGCUGCUGGUGUUAAUGCUUAAUCUUCUUCAGCUGCUUCCUAACAUGGCAGAUGGACUAAAGAAGAGCACCAAAAAUUCCUCGAAGGACUCAAUAUCUACGGAAAGAAUUGGAAGAAGGUAGAGGAGCACAUUGGAACUAGAACAGGCGCUUAAAUUCGUUCUCAUGCCUAAAAGUUCUUUAACAGACUCGAAAAAGAGUUUGGAAAGACAAAUGUCACUAAGGAUUUGAAUGCAAAUAGCGCCUCAGCUUAGCAAAGCCAGCAAAUACAACAACAAAAAUAACAAAAUCAAAUCUCAAGCAGCUAAGCAAAUUCUUCGUUACCAAAUCAAAUUCAUUCACUUUAAUAGAAUGCUCCAACCCAGCAACUUAACUUCGCCUCAGCUAUCUAAUCCGACUACGCUAAGCACCUACUAAAAAACGAAAGACAGUAAGAUUUCUAUGAAGAUAUGACUCCUAUGAUAUCACAUUUGAAUAGCUCACCUGAAUCAGGCGACAUCCUUUAAAAUCCCUUGCAUUUGAUUUCAUAAAACAACUCUGCUUCUAUUAACAUUAAGCCUGUUUUAGACUCAUCAAUUGAUGGAGCUCCAAAGAAAAAGAAUUGGAGUUAAAUCUUAAGCGCUUAGGAGAAAAUGAAAUAGUAAGCAUUAAAUAGCAAUAACAGCAUAUUAGGAACAGCUAACUAGAACGUGUUAAGCAAAAAGGAGAAGAAAUUUCUCUCUAAAAAUGAAAAAAGAAUAACUGAUUAAUUAAGCUAAUUACUUGAUCAGCAAUGCUAGCACUUAACUUAAAAUAUUCCUUAUGAGAACUAAGCAAAUAAGGAAGUAGAUUUUGAUUCAUUCAAUAACAACGGAGUCGAUUAAGAAGUCUCCCCAAGCGAUUUCAUCAGUCAAUCUCUUCUAAACUCAAUUUUCGAGCCAGCUGAUAUUGAAACUCAUCUUAUUUAGUUCUACAUUGCGCAAAUGAAUCUUGAAUAACUUAUUAGUUAAAAGAAAUAGUAUGACUUAAAUGAGGUAUCUCCUUACAUGCAAAAUCAAAUUAAGAAAAAGAAAUUAUCGAUUGAUUCAAUUAGCACUAGCGGUGGAAAUAACAUGAAUUUUGUUAAUAACUUAGCUAAUAAUUUGGACAAUAUCAGCACCUCUUAGUUAAGCCACUCAACUGGAAUUUCAGCCACUUCUCCUUCUUCUUCUGCUUUUUCAGCUGCUCGUCUUAGCUAAAACAAGAUCGCUCAACCAUAACCCAACAACUUCGCAGCUGUAUAAUAAAACCGUAAUCAGAAUAUUUAAAAGAAUCAACUCAGAAACUCAGUGCCAAAGUAAGCAAAUGAAGAUAUCAGUUAAAUCUCAGAAUAUCAAUAAUCCUUAUUAUUAUUCAAUCUCUUGCAAGGAUUGACCAACUCAUAACAAUAGAACUAACCAACUGAGGAUCUCUAAAAGAAUAGCAGAAAACAGGCCAUUAAAGAAGCUACUCCUAAAUUCAACUAACCAUCUGCUGUAAAUAAUAGUUCUCAGAACUAAGAUUAAUCUGAUGAAGUUGAGCUUUUCAAGCAUUUGUUAGUAAACCUUUAAUAAAGACAAGCCAAUUAAUUCAAUUAAAGCUAUCCAAAUCAAAGCAUCCUUUCUUAAAAGCAAGGCUCUAGUACAAAUGCAAAUUUCAAAACCCCAUCACUACCUAACACAUUCAAUGCCAAGAACGAUUAGACAUCAUUGAAUUUCAUGUCAACAGAAGAAGAGGAGGAUGAUGACAACAGUAGCUUCGACUUAAUUUAAAAGCAAUUAAUGCAAUUCAUUGCCCCUCAAAAAUAAACCAUAGAACAAAACCCUAGUCUAUAACUCUUAAAUGCCUUGAAGAAUGGUCAUUUUUGA